GUGUACCCCUGCAACAUGGAAGCCUUGCAUGCCCAGGCCCGCGGGGAAAGGGGCAGCAGAGGCGUGAGGGCUACGUGUGGAGCACACUCAGUGCUGCCCGAGGUCAGGGUGAGGUCCAUGAAGCCAAAGGCUCCAGGAGGUUUCUCUGAGGCAGCGGGACCCAGCCAGGCCCCAAAGCAAGGACCACCCAGAGCACAGGGCUGCGGAGGGUGGCUUGAGCCCAUCUGAGUCUUGACUGGGACUACGUUUCCUGUGUUUUUCAGCUCUUGACAGCAGGGUGGAGAAAUGUCUGCAGGUGGGGAGGUGACAGCCAUGCACUGGGGAGACUUAAGUAUGGAGCUGUAGGUCGCCUUUGCUUUCUGCCUUUUCCUAGAAAAAAUUUCGGGAGGGAUGAGAUGAGAAUACCCAGGGAUGGUGCUGGAAAGGCAGGAAGAGAGGCUCAGGUGGGGAAGGGUGGGGAGAGGCUGGAGCAGGAAUCUGGGCUGGAGAAAGCAGAGCAGGCUGGAUCAGGGAGGAAGGAGGAUGGAGAGAAGAUAGGACACCCAGCAGCGGGGGAGAACGUGGCCCCGAGGGCAGGAGGAAGCCAUCCACUCAGCCCGGUGACCUGGUACUAUCUCCACCCCACAGGCUCUCCAGACCCAGGACAAGCUGAUGGGCAGGAUUCAUGUGUACCCAGAGCAACCCUGGGACAGAGGUUUUCACAAAGCCUUUAGACUUCUUGAAGCUUCCGCUGAAGGCUCAGCACAGUUUGGAUCUGUUUGGGGAGUCUGAACCUACAGGCGUUAAGAGGUCUUCACAGUUACCAGCGUCUGCUGAUAAAGGGUGCAUCUUCCCGUGGCUGCCGAGGUGUAGCGGCAGAGGAAGUGGGCUCAGCCAGCACCGCUCAGGUCGCAGGUCUCCACUGAGGCCGAUGAAGCUCUGACCAAGGGCAUCUGAUCCUCCGCAGCUGUCGGCCCUGCAGCCACAGCCACAAGUCUAUGCCCGGCCCCCGCUUGCUCUGGGACUCUGUGCAGCCUCCAGGCCCCCGCCGUGGAGACUGGAGAUGAACGCGAAGCCAGCACGCGGGUGCGCCCCCUGAUGCUCCCGGCCUAGCUCCUCCUCGCCCUUUGGCACGAUGCUGGCCAACUUCUCGGCCAACGACUCUGAUCUCAGGUGCCCGGACCACCAGCCCAUCCACCACCUGCACUUGGUGGUCUACAGCCUGGUGCUGGCGGCAGGGCUCCCCCUCAACGCGCUGGCCCUCUGGGUCUUCCUGCACGCGCUGCGCGUGCACUCGGUAGUGAGCGUGUACAUGUGCAACCUGGCGGCCAGCGACCUCCUCUUCACCCUGUCGCUGCCCUUGCGCCUCUCCUACUAUGCGCAGCACUACUGGCCCUUCUCGGACCUCCUGUGCCAGCUGGCGGGCGCCGUCUUCCAGAUGAACAUGUACGGCAGCUGCAUCUUCCUGACCCUCAUCAACGUGGACCGCUACGUCGCUAUCGUGCACCCGCUGCGGCUGCGCCACCUGCGGCGGCCCCGCGUGGCGCGGCUGCUCUGCCUGGGCGUGUGGGCGCUUAUCCUGCUGUUCGCCGUGCCCACCGUCCUGGUGCACCGGCCCUCACCCUGCGCCCGCGACGGCCGCUGGGUGCACUUGUGCUUCGAGAACUUCAGCGACGAGCUGUGGAAGGGCAGGCUGCUGCCGCUCCUGCUGCUAGCCGAGGCGCUGGGAUUCCUGCUGCCCCUGGUAGCCGUGGUCUACUCUUCGGUCCGUGUCUUCUGCAGCCUGGCGCGGCCCGACGCCACGCGGAGCCAGCGGCGGCAGAAGACGGUGCGCCUCCUGCUGGCCAGCCUGGUCAUCUUCCUGGUGUGCUUCGUGCCCUACAACGCCACGCUGGCCGUGUACGGGCUGCUGCGCGGCCACGUGGUGCUGGCCAGCCCGGCGGCGCGCAACCAGGUGCGCGGGGUGCUGAUGGUCAUGGUGCUGCUGGCCGGCGCCAACUGCGUGCUCGACCCGCUGGUGUACUACUUCAGCGCCGAGGGUUUCCGCAACACCCUGCGCAGCCUGAGCUCUCCGCUCCGGGCCAGGACCUCGGCCACCAACGGGGCUCGGGGGGCACUCGCCGAACCAACCGCUGAGACCUCCCACGCCACCGUGCCGGCCGCCGCCAGCCAGGGGCUGCUCCGGCCCUCCGACCCCCGGGACUCCUUCACCCGGUGCUCCGAGGACUCGUCCCUCUGAACGCACGUCGUGCCAGAGCGCGGUCCCCUCACCCCACCCCCACGUCUCUCGCACUCGCAGACACGCAGGGUGUGUGCACAGCAGGGCGGUGGGUUGGGCACUUGGACUUCUGAGCGGCAGCUCCAGCUCACAGAUGCAGAAGGGAACAAAGUGUGGGGGGCAGGGGCCCGGGGAGGGAAGAGCGCGGCUGCAAACGUCUUUAACUAGGUGGUGAUGGCGAGCGCAGAAGGACCUCUUCCUUAGUACCUAGGAAGUGCUGCCGUGAGCCUGCCCGUGCAGAGGCGGGAGACUGGAUGAAAUGCCCUUGGCGGGGCAUGAAACACGGCCCGGCCCGUAGCUGGUAGCUGGAGCAGAAGAUGGGUGUCCUGCGUUUAGACCGACCACAGAGGUCUUUGGGCCAUGGACGCCACCCACUCCCCUUUCCACCUGGGCUCUGCCUGCCCAGCACUGAGGCGUAAUGUAAAAGCGUAUUGGAUGCCGGCUGAA
Molecule: messenger RNA, 2704 nt
Organism: Aethalodelphis obliquidens (Pacific white-sided dolphin)
Lineage: Eukaryota; Metazoa; Chordata; Mammalia; Artiodactyla; Delphinidae
Gene: LPAR5
Product: lysophosphatidic acid receptor 5
Exons: 2
Coding region: 1115-2218 (367 amino acids)
Biological process (GO): G protein-coupled receptor signaling pathway; behavioral response to pain
Cellular component (GO): membrane
Molecular function (GO): G protein-coupled receptor activity
Source: RefSeq, a predicted model, not a curated record